Molecule: messenger RNA, 1608 nt
Organism: Danio rerio (zebrafish)
Lineage: Eukaryota; Metazoa; Chordata; Actinopteri; Cypriniformes; Danionidae
Gene: ehd3
Product: EH-domain containing 3
Cellular component (GO): cytoplasm; endosome membrane; plasma membrane
Molecular function (GO): GTP binding; GTPase activity; calcium ion binding
Source: RefSeq, marked provisional
AUGUUCAGCUGGUUGGGUACCGAUGACAGGAGGAAGAAAGAUCCAGAGGUCUUCCAGACUGUCAGUGAAGGACUCAAGAAGCUCUACAAAACCAAACUGCUUCCUCUUGAGGAACACUACAAAUUCCACGAGUUUCACUCACCCGCGCUGGAGGAUGCAGAUUUUGACAAUAAACCCAUGGUUCUCCUUGUGGGUCAAUAUUCUACCGGCAAAACCAGCUUUAUAAGAUAUCUUCUGGAACAAGAUUUUCCUGGUAUGCGGAUUGGUCCAGAACCCACGACGGACUCCUUUAUAGCAGUGAUGCAUGGCACCAUGGAGGGACUAAUACCAGGAAACGCUCUGGUCGUAGAUCCCAAAAAACCCUUUCGGAAACUCAACGCCUUUGGCAAUGCCUUCCUUAACAGGUUCGUGUGCGCCCAGCUUCCCAACCCGGUUUUGGAGAGCAUCAGUGUGAUUGACACUCCAGGAAUCUUGAGCGGAGAGAAACAAAGGAUCAGCAGAGGCUAUGACUUCGCUGCGGUGUUGGAGUGGUUCGCCGAGCGCGUAGACCGCAUUAUCCUCCUUUUCGACGCCCACAAGCUGGACAUCUCAGAUGAGUUUUCAGAGGUCAUCAAGGCCCUAAAGAACCAUGAAGACAAGAUCCGUGUGGUGCUCAACAAGGCCGACCAGAUCGAGACACAGCAGCUGAUGCGAGUUUACGGCGCCCUCAUGUGGUCACUGGGAAAGAUCGUAAACACGCCGGAGGUGAUUCGUGUCUACAUUGGCUCUUUUUGGUCGCAUCCAUUGCUGAUUCCAGACAAUCGCAAGCUGUUCGAAGCAGAGGAGCAAGACCUGUUCAAGGAUAUACAAUCACUUCCUCGCAAUGCCGCUCUUCGCAAGCUCAACGAUCUGAUCAAGAGGGCCCGUCUGGCUAAGGUCCAUGCAUACAUCAUUAGCUCCCUGAAGAAAGAGAUGCCCUCAGUCUUUGGGAAGGACAACAAAAAGAAGGAGCUGAUUAACAGCUUGGGUGAGAUCUACAGCCGCAUUGAGAGGGAACACCAGAUUUCCCCGGGAGACUUCCCUAAUCUGAAGAAAAUGCAGGAGCAGCUUCAGGCACACGAUCUAAACAAGUUCCAGCCUCUAAAAAUGAAGCUUUUGGACACUGUGGAUGAUAUGCUGGCCCAUGACAUCGCCCAACUUAUGGUUCUGGUGCGCCAAGAAGAAACGCAGCGUCCUAACCAGGUGGUGAAGGGUGGUGCUUUUGAGGGCACCAUGAACGGGCCGUUUGGACAUGGAUAUGGUGAGGGAGCUGGAGAGGGCAUUGAUGAAGUAGAAUGGGUUGUGGCACGUGACAAACCCAUGUAUGAUGAAAUCUUCUACACUCUCUCGCCUGUCAAUGGCAAAGUGACUGGGGCCAAUGCCAAGAGGGAGAUGGUGAAGUCCAAGCUGCCAAACACUGUGCUGGGAAAGAUCUGGAAGCUGGCUGACAUUGAUAAAGACGGGAUGCUCGAUGACGAGGAGUUCGCCUUGGCCAACCAUUUAAUUAAGGUCAAACUUGAAGGUCACGAGCUGCCAAGUGAUCUGCCCGGGCAUCUCGUGCCUCCCUCCAAGAGGAAAGUUCCAGAGUAA